Naegleria gruberi is the source of this 1146-nucleotide messenger RNA. RefSeq lists its product as uncharacterized. Gene Ontology annotation, cellular component: mitochondrial inner membrane. The transcript has a single exon. The record is from RefSeq and is a predicted model, not a curated record. The coding region runs from base 1 to 1023 and encodes 340 amino acids. Lineage: Eukaryota; Heterolobosea; Eutetramitea; Acrasida; Naegleriidae.
AUGUUUAGAAACUUCCGUCGUUAUGCCUCAUCAUCAUCGGCAUCAUUUAAUGCUCGUUUAAAUCCAGCUGGUCACAAAAUGUUGAAUAAUAGUGUCAGAACCUUCUCUGGUACUGCUUCCAGCUCUACUUUUUCUCCGCUUGUUAAAACUCUUGUUACUGGUGGUUUAUUGAUUGGUACUGGUUACCUUCUCAACAAGACUAUGAAUGAACCUACACAAGCUAUCGGAAGAUAUGGUAAUACAUCAGAAUUGGCCCAACAAAGACUUGUUCAACCAGACAUGGCUAGAACUGGUUUGAAUCCAAUUGUUCAACAAUACAUGAGUGGUACUUACAAAUAUGUUGCCUUGAACGUUGCUCUUACAACUCUCUUUGCUGUUGGUGCUUACAAAUCUGGCUUAGUUUUUAGAAUUUUGAAUAUGAAUCCAUGGAUGCAUUUGCUCGUCUUUGGUGGUGGUAUGAUUGGAACAAACAUGAUCACUAGAUCUCUCGAUAUUAAUACUAAUAGUGCAUUGAAGCAUACCAUGUUGACUGCCUUCAACGGAAUUGUUGGUUUGUCACUCUGUUAUGUUGGUUUAAUGUAUAGACCAGAAAUUAUCAUGAGAGCUGCUCUCUACACUGCUGGUAUCUUUGGUGCCUUGUCCUAUGUUGCUAUCAAUGCUGAACAAGACAAGUUCCUUUCUAUGGGUGGUCCAUUGUUGGCUGGUUUGGCUGUUGUCUUCUUGUCAAGCUUGGCUCCAUUGGUUCUCCCAGCCACAAUGACUAGAACUUUGCAAGCUACUGAAGCUAUUGCUCUCUAUGGUGGUUUGUUGUUGUUCGGUAUGUUCAUCUUGUACGAAACCCAAAAGGUCAGAAUGAAGGGUGAAAAUUAUAAGAAUUAUGUUGAAUCUGAAACCAUGAGAGGUACUCCAAACCACAUGAUCCAAAAGCCAGAUUACAUCAACUCUUCAAUUUCUCUCUACAUGGAUAUGGUCAACAUUUUCGUUCGUUUGCUCUACAUUCUCGGUGGUAACAAUAGAAAGUAAAUGCCAGAAAUCAAAUGUUAAUAAUGAAUCGAUCAAUCAUAAAUGGAAUGGGUAAUUGGAAAGAAAAACAGCUUUCAAAUCCAAGAAUUAUCAUGACAAUAAAAUAAUAACUAAAAUGUAAAU